UUGCAGAACAUGCCACGCAAGCGACGCGCCUCGACACCGACAUUGGAAGCAGACGAGGAAGAGUUCGCCUCGGAAGAAAGGUACACCAAGGACGAGUUGGACAACCGUGCACCGAGGAACGCGGCGAACGCGAGGGAACGAGCUCGGAUGAGAGUCCUGAGCAAAGCGUUUUGCAGAUUGAAGACCACUUUGCCCUGGGUGCCAGCCGACACGAAGCUCAGCAAGUUGGAUACCCUUCGUCUCGCCGCCACGUACAUCGCUCAUCUUCGAGCGGUUCUCAGGGACGAUGGGGACUCGCACUCGGAAACGACCAGGUCCUUGUCUCUGGCUUUGUCGUGGCCAUUCGCUCUUCAAGGAAGCAACGCCUCGAUGCUAAUGAACAACAGUUGCAACGUGUCGUCGUCGACGUCGCCGAAUUCUAAUCAGUACCGCGGUCAGCAGGGUGCCCACGAAAUCCAGAAUUUCCAUCACCCUGGACAUCAGAACAUGUCAAUACGACACAAUCACGAGCCACAGCUUUCCUAUUUCUAAUACCUCUCGACAGAGGCGAUUAGAAAUUCUUCUUAUCGACGAACAACGUUCUAUUCACGAACGAAAGACUCUUAUCGCUAACGACGAUGCCAA
Molecule: messenger RNA, 624 nt
Organism: Colletes gigas
Lineage: Eukaryota; Metazoa; Arthropoda; Insecta; Hymenoptera; Colletidae
Gene: HLH54F
Product: transcription factor 21
Exons: 2
Coding region: 10-531 (173 amino acids)
Biological process (GO): developmental process; regulation of transcription by RNA polymerase II
Molecular function (GO): DNA-binding transcription factor activity, RNA polymerase II-specific; protein dimerization activity; RNA polymerase II transcription regulatory region sequence-specific DNA binding
Source: RefSeq, a predicted model, not a curated record